AUGGAGAAGAGGAAGCGGGUCCUGGAGCUGCGGGACCGGCUGGACCGGACGCUGGCGAUGCCCGACCUCGCGGAGGAGGCCUCGCUCAGGGCGCUGGUCAAGAAGCAGAUCCUGGCGUCGUCCCUGUCCGGCUCCGAUCAAGGCGAUAUCGAUCUCAUCGCUGAGACGCGGGCCAGAGAAGUCUCCGAGUUUCUUGAAAUGCUGAAUACUUCAAGGGAUGGGCUAUCUUCAAAGGUUCGUGGGGUGCCACAGAAGGAGUGGAAGGUGAAGCAAGAUACAGACCAAUUAAGAGUUAUGUACCGUGAGGGUCCAGAUGGGACCCCAUUUCACACCCUUCUUGCUGAAGGCUUUGCUGAUGGACCUAUUGACGUUUGUACAUGUGUGUCGUGGGAAUCAGCUCUAUACAAAAAAUGGUUUCCACAAUACAACCUUCCAACUUUUAGAAUUGAUCAGUCAGGCUGCUUGAAAAAGGUCCGAAUUGGUGAAGAUAUUUGUAUGGUCAGGGUGAAGGUUCCAUGGCCAGUUUCAGAGAGAGAGGCUCUUCUACACUAUUUUGAAUUGGAAUAUCUUAAAGAAGAUGUCGUCAUUGUGAUAAUGAAAACUUUAUCAGACUUGGAUGGCAUAGAUGUACGAACUCAUGGAUUUAGUAGGGAUGGAAUUCCUGAAGCUGGUGACACGGUUCGAAUAGAUGUGUUUGGAGGCUUUGUAUUGCAAAGGAUUACAAAAGAAAGAAGCUUUUUCAGGGCAAUAGCUAAUAUGGAUAUUAAGCUAGAUUUUGUUCCACCAUGGUUGAUCAACUUCAUAUCAAGGCAACUAAUUGGCAGCGGGCAUAAGCUGUAUCAGAAGGCAGUCAGUACUGUGGCCACUCAUGAUGAUGACUACAGGAAAGCUUUGAGAGGCCCACUCUAUGUCAGAAUCCGUGAAUACCAGGAUUCUGAUGACAAAACAAAAAGUGAGAUUGUUGAGGAGGAGACUGAACAGAACACAUCCAUCAAUGUGGAUAAUCUUCCUACUAGCCAUCCCUAUGAACCAGUUGAGCAAGCACAACAGGUCGAAAAUAAACCUUAUAUCAGUCCUGAGGUAGAGCGUGCAUUGUGCAUAUUGGACAGUGCUAUUGCAGUUCUCAAAGGCGAUAAGGCUGGAAAUGUUACCACGCUACAAAAUUUGCUCAGUUAUGAUGCAACUUUGGAAGAGAGUACUGCUGGUUUGAGAACUUCACAAACAAACAUUCUUAAUGCAGACAAUCUUCUGAUUGACCAUCCUAUUACCACAGUGCCACAAGACUCCAGAGAUACCCGACAAGCACAUUCAUUGGCCAGUGAGAAAAUUAGCAAUAGUGCAGAAGACGCCAUCGACAAAAAUUCUCUGAAAAAUUCGACAGCUUCUACCGUAACAAAGACUAUGUCAAUGACAUUGCGAAGUGCAAUAAGGGUGCAUGGUGAAGAGAGCCUAGACACUAAUGGCUUCCAUCAGAAUGGUUCCGGCAACAACAAAGAGUCAAAACCAGCAAGGAAGACCAAGAGAUGGCUCUGCUGCUUAACCCCUACCACCAUUGGAUGA
Molecule: messenger RNA, 1560 nt
Organism: Miscanthus lutarioriparius
Lineage: Eukaryota; Viridiplantae; Streptophyta; Magnoliopsida; Poales; Poaceae
Source: the annotation of a GenBank genome assembly